Oncorhynchus masou masou (cherry salmon) is the source of this 1074-nucleotide messenger RNA. Its product is annotated as vasopressin V2 receptor-like. The transcript has 2 exons. Gene Ontology annotation, molecular function: vasopressin receptor activity; peptide binding. Gene Ontology annotation, cellular component: plasma membrane. Lineage: Eukaryota; Metazoa; Chordata; Actinopteri; Salmoniformes; Salmonidae. The record is from RefSeq and is a predicted model, not a curated record. Gene Ontology annotation, biological process: positive regulation of vasoconstriction; regulation of systemic arterial blood pressure by vasopressin; G protein-coupled receptor signaling pathway. Bases 1 to 1074 code for a protein of 357 amino acids.
AUGCACCUGUUUAACAGCAGUCUCGGUAACUUCAGUAUGAUGAUGGAGGUUGAGGACAGGCCCCGGGAUGAGAAACUUGCCAAAGUAGAGAUCGCGCUGCUCAGUGUUAUCUUCGUAGCCGCCUCUAUCCUGAACACCGGGCUAUUACUGGUUCUGUGGAAGCGGCGCAAACAGGUCUCCAGGAUGCGUGUCUUCGUGUUCCAUCUGUGCAUCGCAGACCUGGUGGUUGCGUUUUUCCAGGUUUGCCCGCAGCUCAUGUGGGAAAUUACUGACAGGUUCAUUGGACCAGACCUGGUGUGCCGCUUGGUGAAGUAUCUGCAGGUAGUGGGCAUGUUUGCGUCCACCUACAUGAUGGUGGUGAUGACCAUUGACCGCUACCAGGCUAUAUGCAACCCCAUGGUCAAGUUUCGGAGGAAGCACGCGCGCUGGAACAUCCCAGUGUGCGUCGCCUGGACGAUCUCCCUCGUGGGCGGCCUGCCUCAGAUGUUCAUCUUCUCGAGGGUCCAGGUGGCGCCCGGGGUGUUCGACUGCUGGGCGGACUUCAUCCAGCCCUGGGGCCUGAAGACCUACAUCACUUGGACCACGCUGGUCAUCUUUGUCUUACCCAUUUUGACUGUGGUGGUGUGCCAGGUGCAAAUAUGUCGAGCCAUCCAGGUCAACCUUUAUCUAAAGACGCAUCAGGAGGGGGGCAACGGGGUGGCCUUUCGACUGCCCUCCAGAACCAGCAGCGUGGCCGGGGUAUCCAAAGCACGAAUCAAGACCGUGAAGAUGACGGUGGUUAUUGUGUUCGUCUAUAUCAUCUGCUGGACUCCGUUCUUCAUGGUCCAGCUUUGGUCUGUUUGGGACAUGGACGCGCCGACGGAAACGACAACGUUCACCAUCCUGAUGCUGUUGGCGAGUCUGAACAGCUGCACAAACCCCUGCAUCUACCUGCUCUUCAGCGGCCAGCUGCCCAAGAAGCUGGAAACGGUGCUGUGCCGGAGUCCGUCCGAAGUGAAAGACUCCAUUAAUGAUGAGGCCGCGGUGGUCAGCUCGCUCUACGUGAGCUUCAAAAGCAUUUCCGACUACAAAUAG